AUGACGUUGAAACUAACAUCUGAAACUUCUCUUCUAUUGUUUCUGAUCUUUUUUUGUAUUUUGAGAACUGAUUGUACCGAGUUUACCUGUGGUCAUUUAAAUCUGUUUGACAGACCAGUAGGAGGCACAGUUUAUGUUCCGAAAAACUCAACAGCUCCGUUUGCAAUAGAGGCAAACUUUACUUGUAAAUAUGAAUUUUUUGUUCAAAAGAAUGCGUAUCUUCGACUGUCUGUAAUAAACUCUUUAUUGGAUAAAGAUGUGAUCGAAUUCGUUGAUUCCGUUGGAUACAAAAAGAAUCUUACAGUAAUAAGUAUUGCCAACGAGGAACUGUUUGCUACCGCUGGGAACGGAUACGUUCGAAUUCUAACUGGCCCACAAGGAAGAUCAAAAGCCCUUCUUGUGUUUCAAUGGUUAGAAAUGCCAAAUUCCACUUGGACAGCUAAUUUGAAGAAAAAUCAGAGUGGUACCAAUGUAGAUUGUAUGGCCAUUCAACAGGAUCCAAUUACUUUCACCGCCGAAGAAGGAGAAAAGAUUGCAUUGAAUAUAGCACAUUCCGGAUUCUUUCUUGAUGAAUUCGAUAGUUAUUUCAUUUUCGACGGCCCAGAUACAAGUAGUCCAGUUGUUGGAAGAAUGAGUAGCCAUGUGGUAGUUCCAUUCAUUCCAACUAAUCAAUCUGUGACAAUUAUUGGUCUCACGAAGCAAGUUGUGUAUUCUAACAUAAUAGCCAACAUCAAAUCCAAUAUUGGAGUCUAUCGAAAAUAUCAAGCGGCAGUUGUUAUUGAUCAAUAUGGAGGACAAAUGGAUUCGAUUAAUCAAACAAUAGCAGUAACAUUUAUUGCAAAAGAUGCCAAUCAACUUUAUGUUAAAUAUUUGAAGUUUAAUGAAAUCGUAACAAAGUCAGAAGGACCAAGUUCACCACUUGAUAUAUCUUUCCCUCAACAACUUCCGGAUUCCCAAUUUACUGUAGAACUUACAGAUUGCUCUAUUUAUCUGAUUAUAACAAAGAACAUGCCAGACAACUUUUUCAUGGUGUCUGAUGAAAGAAUCGGAUAUGUUUUCACACCAAGUUUCCUCAAUCCACAGCAAUCUUCAGAUUUGAAUUUUACUCUCAGCAGCAAUCAAUCUCGUCAUUUUUCAACAACCGUUGAAUCUGUGACAGUUUACAACCAACAAAUUCUGUCAAUCACCGUGUUUACUACAAAAGGAUUAUCAGCAAUGAGCACUGUAAUAACUGGCAAUCAAACUGGAGGAGCCGCCGAAGGAAUCGGAGCAUCUGUUAAUAUAAAUUUCUCAGGAUCGGCGAGCAACGGAGAAGCAAAAGUUCGAUAUCAUAUUUCAAAGAUCUCAGAACAUAUUACCAGUCACAUCAAAAUUGUUCUCUUCAUCUGCACACUUUUCAAUAUCUGGUAG
This is a messenger RNA of Caenorhabditis briggsae, 1410 nucleotides long. The record is from RefSeq and is a predicted model, not a curated record. The coding region runs from base 1 to 1410 and encodes 469 amino acids. The transcript has 13 exons. Gene Ontology annotation, biological process: innate immune response. Lineage: Eukaryota; Metazoa; Nematoda; Chromadorea; Rhabditida; Rhabditidae. Gene Ontology annotation, cellular component: membrane raft.